UAUAAAGAAGACAUGAAACGCUGGUUUGUGAACUGCUAGCUUUUUUACAGCAGAGAGAUGUGGAGAACCGAUUUAGGACCUCACUCGUGACAAAAAUUUUCCUUGGAGAAGUCUGUAAACUACCAGCAUGUUACAUUAGACAUGUUGAAGUGCUUUGGGACUUGAGUUGUGACACGUGUCACGUGGUUCAUUCUAGAACAUACUAUGGCGGGCACUAACGUCCCAUAAUAAGGACAAGAGAACUCACGGGCAGAACAGAGCCCUGGCUCACGGGGGAACCUACGAUCAUCGAUCACACAGCAUAAUCUUCGUGUGCAUUUCUCACUCCCACACUUCACAUGCGUUUAGCUGACGCUCCAUAUCUCCACAUUCUACAACAUUUACAAGUUAUAGUUAAUACUAAAAUAUUAAGCACACACUUAAAGAAUUGGCGAUUAUUCCUCACGGCACCUAAAUGGCAAGUGAUGUAACCCCCUCCAACACUAGCAAAACUCCAACCACAUUCUUAAACCAAGUUCACUUUAUAAAUAAAGCUGCAUAGCUCAAAACUCUGUGACACACACCAGACCAAGUGACAAUGAAAACCCUCCUGUUCUUGCUUCUCGGUCUUGUCACCUUCAUCAGCAAUGCUAACACUCUCCCAGACAGUCCUCAAUCUAAAUCUUCAAUUCCUCAAUUGACCCAACAGAAAAGGCCUGAUAAUGAAACCAUAUACAGGGUGUCAAAGCAACUAUGCUGGGGUUGCAUGGCGGAGUCAUUAGAGUUCUUGUUCAGGCACAACUUGGUGAGAGCAACCAAGUGGGAGCUUCCACUGAUGUGGGACUUCCAGCUGGAGCAGUACGCGAGGUGGUGGGCUAGUCAAAGGCAAGCAGAUUGUAAACUGGAACAUUCUUUCCCAGAAAAUGAUUUCAAGCUUGGAGAGAACAUUUUCUGGGGUAGUGGCUCGGCGUGGACACCGUCUGAUGCUGUGAGAGUGUGGGCUGAUGAAGAGAAGUACUACACCUAUGCCACCAAUUCCUGUGUACCGGGUCAGAUGUGUGGCCAUUACACUCAGAUAGUGUGGAAGAGCACCAGAAGAAUUGGAUGUGCCCGUGUUGUAUGCGACGAUGGAGAUGUCUUCAUGACUUGUAAUUAUGAUCCCGUCGGCAAUUAUGUUGGAGAGCGACCCUAUUAAAUUAUAUAAAGUAUGUGUGCAUGAUUAUGCAUGUAGCUAGAAUGAAAAAACAGUAUUAGAUUAUGUAAUUGCUGAACUGCUUGCUAUUGUGAAUGUGAAUUGAGUUUCUCGUAUAUACAUUUGCUGAG
Molecule: messenger RNA, 1302 nt
Organism: Vigna umbellata (rice bean)
Lineage: Eukaryota; Viridiplantae; Streptophyta; Magnoliopsida; Fabales; Fabaceae
Source: RefSeq, a predicted model, not a curated record